GGGAAAAGAGAAGAAAGGGAAAGAGGGGUUGAGAUAGUUGGCGGUUAAAAAAACGAUCGGAGCGUAACCGUCAUCAACGUCUGCAAAACCCGCACCAUUCACCACCACAACGGAACCCUAACUCGAUUUGAACUCUGCCUUUGGUUCCGCUUCAACAAUCUCCUUCUCUUAUUCCUUUAAUAAUACUCAUCAUGGAUUGAUUGAUGAGAAUCGAGCUAGGCUACGUUGUUAUGGGUGAGAGAAGUUUGAUGAUUGUUUCUCACGAAAUCCCUCAACGAUCUCUCAGCAGUUUUUCCUACGACAGGCUUCCUUCCCAAACGCUCAUCCUCUCCAUCCUCAAAUUGGAUGCCUCUUCCUUCCAUGUUGAAGUUGCAAAUGCAGCAACUGUUGCAGAACUUAAGCAGGCGGUGGAGGCAGUUUUCUCUCACGUGCCUCAGAAGGGCCCGGGGAAAAUAUUAUGGCCACUUGUUUGGCGGCAAUUUUGCUUAUGCUAUCAAGGACAGAAAUUAGUAUCAGAAAUGGAUUAUAUUAGAGAUUAUGGCAUCAAGGAUGGUGACCAACUUCAUUUUGUGUACCAUGUAUCUGACACUUGCAGUUUCGAGAGAAAGCAGUCCAAGAAACGAGUUGUCAAUUUGAAACAGCACAUGAGGCGCAGGUCAUCAUCAAAAGUGAAUAGAUAUCAACAGAAAGAACAUAACGAUGACAAAGACAUUGAUUUGGAUGAUAUAGUCAUAGAGAAUGCGAGGAUCCAGCAUUGCAAUAAUGCAGAAGAAAAUGGAGGAGGAAAGCGAAGCUUAGCUGGCAUUUUAGCAGGGUUGUUCUCACACAGUCGGUUGGCAGUUGUGAGCAGAGCUAGAAUUGAGAGCAGGAUUUGCUGCUCAAUGAUGGCUAGAUUUAUAGUGAGCAGUUUUAGGAAAAUUAGAAGAAUUUUACGCUAUUGCAGGAGGCAGCAUUACUCUCGGAGACCCACAUGGGCAGAAUAUUGAUGGACUUCUCAUUUUAAUGAUUUUAACCUCUUCUCCUUAUACACACUGUAAAGAGUUUUUCAACCGCACGUGCUUUGGUUUUUUUUAUUGUCUUUAGAGAUAGAGACAAUAAUAAUAACUUUGCUGGACGAAACAGUGGCAUGUACGGUUGUACCAUGUUGUAGUUGGAGUUUCUUCAUGUCCCUGUACAGAACGAUGCCUUGGGAAUUGUAGUUGAGUCCAUCAUACAAAGUAUAUCAUCCAUGGCAUGCUUUGAUGUUACUUAGUUGCUGCAAUUGGGGUCUCAACAUUACCUGCAACGGAAUGCUUUUUCGGCUGCUUUAAUAUGUUACUGAGGAUACUUUCCCCACUCCGCUUUUAUCACCCAAUUUGUGCCAAGGCAGAGAAAGACAUUAAAAAUUGUAGGUUUGUUUAACUCAAUUGCAGUUUUGAUUUUGAUCAUGACAUUCUUGUACACUUAUUUGAUUGUAAUGCUACGUUUUUUAUUUUAAAAAAAUAUAUUCGGUCCACAU
Messenger RNA from Glycine soja, 1498 nucleotides. RefSeq lists its product as uncharacterized. Gene Ontology annotation, biological process: mRNA splicing, via spliceosome. NCBI's taxonomy places the organism in Eukaryota, Viridiplantae, Streptophyta, Magnoliopsida, Fabales, Fabaceae. The transcript has 5 exons. Gene Ontology annotation, cellular component: U12-type spliceosomal complex. The record is from RefSeq and is a predicted model, not a curated record. Bases 204 to 986 code for a protein of 260 amino acids.